Molecule: messenger RNA, 4272 nt
Organism: Oryzias latipes (Japanese medaka)
Lineage: Eukaryota; Metazoa; Chordata; Actinopteri; Beloniformes; Adrianichthyidae
Product: NACHT, LRR and PYD domains-containing protein 3
Molecular function (GO): protein binding
Source: RefSeq, a predicted model, not a curated record
CCACCUGGUGGAGGAAGAGCAGAAGUGCAGCAGCUGAUGGCAGCUUCCUCUGCCUCCCACUGCUGUCUGACUGCAGUCACCUGAACCUGAGAGGAAACACAAGAGAAGAGCCAAUCAGUGGAGGAGCAGCUGAUCUGUUGGUGAAGGAGGAUCAGAGCUGAUGAUGAGGAGGGUUUCCUCUGCAGGUGAAGGUGGAAGGUGUGUGUGAGCUGAUGUGGAUCCAGAGAAUCCAGCAGCAUGGAUCAGUGGGAGGACACACAGGAAGGAGCCCCUCCCUCUAAAAGCAGAGGUGGUAACCAUGACAACCAGAGAAAAGGUCAUAGGAACCAACCUGGAUCUGGAUCCAGCUGGAGGUCCAACAGGAGUGACAUAUCAAAGGAUUUACCAAUAAACUUCAAAGGCAUCCAUUUAGGAGUGGAGCAGAACCAACCUGGACCUGGAUCUGGAUCCAGUUGGGGGUCCAACAGGAGUGACAUGUCAAAGGAUUUACCAAUAAACUUCAAGGACAUCCAUUCAGGACUGAAACAAGGUCAACAGGUCACACAGAGACUCCAGUCUGCAGCCUCCAGCUGUGGAUCCAUGAAGAGUGACCGGUCCAAAUGGAAUUCUCCAGAAUUCAGAACUGAACCAGGACCUUCAGACUCACAUGUCCACAGAGAGAAGAAGAGGAGCGGACCCCAGUCUGCAGAAAGACCCAGAGCUGCAGAUGUUGGUCUGCAGGAGAGUUUUGGAGAACAUCAGAUCAGUCUGAAGAGCAGAAGUGAACAUGUGGCUGAAGGAACUGAAGAAGCAGGAAGAGAAACGCUCCUCAACAGGGUCUACACUGAGCUCUACAUCACAGAGAAACUGAGACCAGAGGGUCACACCCAACAUGAGGUGAUGCAGCUGGAGACAACCACCAAGACCAACCAGCUCCAUGACACUGCAAUCAAGAACCCAGACAUCUUCAAAGUCCUCCCUGACCAACACAGAUCCAUCAGAGUGGUUCUGACCAGCGGAGUUGCUGGAGCUGGAAAAAGCUUCUCAGUGCAGAAGUUCACUCUGGACUGGGCCGAGGGCUUGGAGAACCAAGACAUCAGUGCUGUGGUUCCUCUGUCCUUCAGGGAGAUGAACUUGAUCAGAGAUGAGCAGCACAGUCUUCUCACUCUGAUCCAGCUGUUCCAUCCAACACUCCAGAAGAUCCCAGCAGAACAGCUGUCUGUCUGCAAACUUCUGUUCAUCUUUGAUGGUCUGGAUGAAAGCAGACUUUCUCUGGACUUCAACAACAGUCCGCUGGUGUCUGAUGUCACACACAAGUCCUCAGUCAACGUGCUGCUCACUAACCUCAUCCAGGGACGUCUGCUGCCCUCAGCUCUGGUCUGGAUCACUUCCAGACCUGCAGCAGCCAAUCAGAUCCCUCCUUCAUGUGUGGACAGACUGACAGAAGUACGAGGCUUCAAUGAUGCUCAGAAGGAGGAGUACUUCAGGAGGAGGUUCCCAGAUGAAGAGCUGUCCAGCAGAAUCAUCUCCCACAUCAAGGGCUCCAUGUCCCUCUACAUCAUGUGUGAAGUUCCAGUCUUCUGCUGGAUCACUGCUGUGGUUCUGGAGAACCUGCUGACCACAGAGCAGAGAGGAGAGCUGCCCACCACCCUGACUGACAUGUACUCCCACUUCCUGAUGGUCCAGACAAAGAGGAAGAAGAACAAGUACCAGCAGGAACAUCAGACAAGUCCACAAGAGCUGACAGAGACUGACAGGGAAGUUCUUCUGAAGCUGGGGAGGCUGGCAUUUGAACAUCUGGAGAAAGGAAACAUCAUGUUCUACCAAGAAGACCUGCAGCAGUGUGGUCUGGAUGUCACAGAGGCCUCAGUGUACUCUGGAGUUUGUACUGAGAUCUUCAGAAGAGAGUGUGGGAUCUUCCAGAAACCGGUCUACAGCUUUGUUCAUCUGAGCGUUCAGGAGUUUCUGGCUGCAGUCUACAUGUUCCACUGUUACUCCAACAGGAAGGUAAAGGUCAUUGAGAACUUCCUGAAGAAGAAAAUGGAGAACCCAUCCCUGGAUGAGUUUUUGAGUAGAGUCAUGAAGAAAUCCCUGCAGAGUAAAACUGGACACCUGGACCUGCUGGUUCGCUUCCUUCAUGGUCUCUUUGUGGAGUCCAACCAGAGACUCUUAGGAGGCCUGCUGGGUCAGAGAGAGAAGAAUCCAGAAACCAUCCAGAGAGCCAUCAACAACCUGAAGGAGAUCAACAGUAAAGGAGUCUCACCUGACAGAAGCAUCAACAUCUAUCACUGUCUGAUGGAGAUGAAGGACCUCUCAGUUUAUCAGGAGAUCCAAGAGUUCCUGAAGUCAGAGAACAAAUCAGAGAAGAAACUCUCAGAGAUCCACUGUUCAGCUCUGGCCUACACUCUGCAGAUGUCAGAGGAGGUUCUGGAUGAGCUGGACCUCAACCAGUACAAGACAUCAGAUGAGGGUAAACGGAGACUGAUCCCAGCUAUGAGGAACUGCAGAAAGUUCAGACUUUCAGAACGAUGUGGACUCUCAGAGACUUACUGUGAAAUUGUGGCCUCAGCUCUGAAGUCCAACCUGUCCCACCUGACAGAAUUGGAUCUGAGCAACAACAGCCUGAAGGAUUCAUCCGUGAAGGUUAUGUGUUCUGGACUGGAGAGUCCAAACUGCGGACUGCAGACUCUGAGGUUGAAGGACUGCAAUUUAUCACAGAUCAGCUGUAAAUCUCUGGUCUUAGCUCUGAAGAAAAACCCGUCCAAUCUGACAGAACUGGACCUGAGCGGGAACUACCUGCAAGAUUCAGGAUUUCAUCCUCUGUGUGGUUUUCUGGAGAGUCCAGACUGCAGACUGCAGACUCUGAGGUUGUGGAGCUGCAGUUUGUCAAAGAUCAGCUGUGAAGCUCUGAUCUCAGCUCUGAAGAAAAACCCGUCUAAUCUGACAGAACUGGACCUGAGUGAAAACCAGAACCUGCAGGAUUCAGGAGUUCGUCAUCUAUGUGGUUUUCUGAAGAGUCCAGACUGCAGACUGCAGACUCUGAGGUUGAAGAACUGCGGCUUGUCAAAGACCAGCUGUGCUGCUCUGGUCUCAGCUCUGAAGUCCAACCCGUCCCACCUGACAUAUCUGGACAUAAGAGGGAACAACCCACAGUCUUCAGAUGUUCAGCAGCUCCAGGAUCUGGUGGAGAGUCCAAACUCCAAACUGCAGACUCUGAGGUGGAAGUAAAGGUGAUUCUGAUGUUCUUCCUGUAGGAGCAGAGAGGAGCAGCAGCAGCUGGUCUGCAGAGAUGUUGUGACUGGACGGUGUUCCUGGGAGGUGGAGAGCAGAGUGAUGGAGGAAUCAGAGGAAGUGGAGAUGAGUGUCAGGGCUGCAGCAUGAACUGAUCUGAGAUCAGCUCCACUGUCUCUCUCAGCAUCAAGUGGACAGUUAUUGUGCUGCAGCUCCCCCGGUGGACUGAUGGAGAACUGCACUUCCUCUUAUCAUUCUAACUUGGAGUGUUGAUCUGAAACAUGGGUUAGAUUCAGAUGUUCAGCAGCUCCAGGAUCUGGAGAAAAACAGACCUGCGGACAAACAGAUUCUUUUCUAGAUCAUCAUUUUCUUCUUUGAUCUACAUUUGAUAAACAGAUGUGAGUUUGGGAUGGACCAAUCAAGGAUUGAGGGAAUCAUUGAUCAGACAGAACAUUUCUGGAUGACAUAGAUCUAUGUGUGGGUCAGGGGAAAACACAGUCAGGCGUUGGAUCCUGGUUCUGUCUCUGGAACAAGGACAGAACCAGAACUCUGGAUCACAAGAUUCUGGUUCCAGAUUUUUCACACUUUUCUGUUCCCCAGAAACUCUCAUUGACAAACAAACAGAGUUUCAUUCAGAAACCUCCAACGUGGUCAUGUGACCAGAAUGUUCAUAGUACAAACACGGACAAACGCUGUGGUCACAUGACUCACUGGUUUGGAUUCAAGUCAUUUGAAGUCAGUUUUUGGAGCAGAAAUCCCGUCUGAUCUCAGUUAGUGAACAAAAGUCUCUCAGUUGAUUAAUUUUUCUAUCAUCUCUGUUCUGUUGAUGAUCAAAUAUUGACUCAUGCAGUUUGAAAGACUCGGAGUUUUGGUUUGAUUGAUGUUUUCCACAGUUUUCUGAUUGAACUGCCUUUUUCUUUGGUGUUUUGUGGGUAAAACUCUGUUCUUUUUCAUGCUUCAAACUGCAUUGAAACAGGAUAGGAACUGCAGGGAAAACUAAGCAAAGCUGUCUGUAAAAUUCCUGCAGCCUGUUUGGAUCUAAUAAAUGUUCUUUUGAAUCAA